GAAAAUCCAAUUUGAUCCACCAGGACAUAGUUACAUUCUGGUCAUCACCCGCUCACUUUAGCAGCCACGAUGGUGAACUUCUGGAUUACUCUUACGCUUUUCCUCAAUGCUCAUGCUGUAGCCUCGCAUAUCUUGAGGCCUGCACCUGUGGCCGAUAUCCAAUCCGAUAAUUCCGCUCGCGCUCUUCAAGACAGGGGUCUUGGGCAAGGCAGUCGUAGGGCGGCCCAAAAGUCAUGCGGCGAUUACAACUUCGUGUUCACUGGCUUGCCGUGGAACCAUCCCUCUGUCAAAGCAAGCGGUUUCACACCUGAACAAGUUGAAGCUGGUUUACGAGCAGAUAUGAAGGCUAUUGUAGAUGCUGGCUAUAACAUCAAGGCCGUACUUGUCGGGCCAGAGAACAGCCUGGACGAUAUCUCUUCCGAGCUGAAGGGUGUGAACUGGACAGGGACUGGCGUUGGAUUUGGCGUCCGAGGAAACCCUUCCCCGGUCAUCACACGCCGGCUGAUAGACAUUAUUCAACUGUACCGUGACGAGGUACCUCAAGCUCGUAUUCUAUUCAAUUAUUCACCUAACUCGACUGUUUGGGCUAUUCAGCAGUAUUUCCCGUCUCCGAGUUCUCUGGGCUGUCAAUGUGGUGGGCCUGGAAAAGACCUGGGUAUUGCAAUCCACUGCAGUGCCUGCUCCCCUCCAGUCUAAGGAAGACUGCUGAGCUAGAAAAGGGAACAGUGAUUACGUUUGCUGGACUGGAGCUUGCACAGCUUAUCAAUGAGAUAACCGGGAAGGCCUUUUUGGUCAAGAUUAUCACUUUACUGAAUUGUCCUCGUCCCUCUAGGCUCUCGAGACGCCUGCGUCCCUUCAUAGGGAAUAAUUGAUCUACUGUUCAUCUGUCAGUUACUUUUGCACAAGCCUUUCUGUGUCCCAUGGGCAGUUAUCUAUCGACUCUUUGAAAUUAAUGCUGAACCGGCUCUUCAACUGUGUCAACUGCAUUCUAGAGUACAAUCUCAAUACCCAUAGACUCGGCGAAUGUUGUUGUCCUUGUGCGCCCUGAAUCGGCAGUUGGAUAGAUACAUUCAAAAGGUAGUCGCAACAUCACUUAUCGAGUACCUACUUGCUAAUACUC
Messenger RNA from Colletotrichum navitas, 1120 nucleotides. RefSeq lists its product as uncharacterized. NCBI's taxonomy places the organism in Eukaryota, Fungi, Ascomycota, Sordariomycetes, Glomerellales, Glomerellaceae. Bases 70 to 696 code for a protein of 208 amino acids. The transcript has 5 exons. The record is from RefSeq and is a predicted model, not a curated record.